AUGCGCCUCGCCUUGACUAUCUGCGCGGCAUGCGCGGUCGCUCGCGCCCAACUGUCAGCCGACGAGAGCGCGAUAGCCUCAGCCGCAACAUCCAUCUCCUCAACCCCGACCCCAACCGAAGUGCCGAUCAGCGCCGCCGUCCUCUUCCCAUCCGCCAGCUCAAGUUGGUCCCACAACGGCACAGCAUACUUGAAAUACUCGCUGCCGGACGGGGUGAGCCUCAUGAGCGUCGCGUACGUAUUGGCGAAUGACAACUCCAACUCGCAACUCAAGGUCGGCAACUCGCAACUAGAUGACUUUAAGCCGUACUUCCUGUACACGAAACUGAUGCGAUCAACAGCACAGCCAGCGGGGGCAGGGACAUACUGGAUAAAAUGGAUCCCGGCCUACGGAGAGAACCCCGACGAUGUGCCGCCUGGAACGGGGUACACGGUUGGGGUGGCGUAUCAGCUCGACGCCACGCAACCACACCAGUUUGUCUGGUCGGCACCCUUCGAGAUCCGCGCCGACGGCGCCGACACGCUGCCAGCUGAUGUGUCGGCAUACCCCGCCAACGCGACGAUGAGUAACUGGAAUCCGCCGAACGGGCCGACGAUGGCGGUCGGUAGCGGGGGUCACGGGCUCACACCCAUCACGUUCGCGGGCUUCACCGCCAUGGUUGUCCUCGGUUUGUGGCCACUCUGA
This is a messenger RNA of Cutaneotrichosporon cavernicola, 684 nucleotides long. RefSeq lists its product as uncharacterized. The transcript has 3 exons. Bases 1 to 684 code for a protein of 227 amino acids. The record is from RefSeq and is a predicted model, not a curated record. Lineage: Eukaryota; Fungi; Basidiomycota; Tremellomycetes; Trichosporonales; Trichosporonaceae.